AUGCGAUUUAAACACCUAGAUGCAUAUGAACAAUCUAAAACUGUUGCACAAAAAUGCCUAGCUUCGAUGAAUGAUGAAGAUCGUACUUUAACUGCUUCAAAAAUGAAACUCAAAAACACUUGUAAAGACCAAAUUCUCAAUAGACUUGCUGCUGAAUGGAAAAAAUUAGUCAAAAAUUCAGGUGCAAAUACAAGAACUAAAGGAAUUAUAAUUGGACGAAUGCAAACACAAGAAUAUAAAAAUAUACUUGCUGAAAUGAUAAAUCAACAACAAAUUAACAUACUAUUAGGUGGAAUUGCUGUUGAUACUCAACCACCACCUGUUCAGAUAUCAACAAGUCAUUAUGAAAAUGUAUGGUCAGUUGAAAUAGAAGACAAUGAACCUAUUCAACCAAAGAAUGAUAUUGAUGCUCGACUGUUUGUUUCUCCUAUUACUUGGCAAGAAAUUGAAUAA
Rotaria sordida is the source of this 453-nucleotide messenger RNA. The record is from the annotation of a GenBank genome assembly. Lineage: Eukaryota; Metazoa; Rotifera; Eurotatoria; Philodinida; Philodinidae.